Meloidogyne enterolobii is the source of this 221-nucleotide messenger RNA. NCBI's taxonomy places the organism in Eukaryota, Metazoa, Nematoda, Chromadorea, Rhabditida, Meloidogynidae. The record is from the annotation of a GenBank genome assembly.
AUGAUGGUUGCAUUGAUGGAUUUUGGUGGAACUAUGGUGGCUAUGCUCUUCAACGAAAAUGGUGGCCAUGCUCUUCAACGAAAAUGGUGGCCAUGCUCUUCAACAAAACUGGUGGCCAUGCUCACCAACAUCUAGAUCUAGUAAGUUUAAAAAAUCAAAAUUCUGAAAAAUGCACGCUAAAAAUGCGAUCUUGCGAAUCCACUCCUUUAUCUUUCAUUUCU